Physeter macrocephalus (sperm whale) is the source of this 3144-nucleotide messenger RNA. RefSeq names its product cullin-associated NEDD8-dissociated protein 2. The record is from RefSeq and is a predicted model, not a curated record. The annotation marks the transcript as partial. Lineage: Eukaryota; Metazoa; Chordata; Mammalia; Artiodactyla; Physeteridae. Gene Ontology annotation, cellular component: nucleus. Gene Ontology annotation, biological process: protein ubiquitination; SCF complex assembly. The transcript is spliced from 12 exons.
GUGCGGCGGGGGAGGGGGCCGCGCCGCCAUAUUCCCUCCCGUCGGCGGCCCUGCGGCGCAGCCACUAUGAGCACCGCCGCCUUCCACAUCUCCAGCCUCCUGGAGAAGAUGACGUCCAGCGACAAGGACUUCAGGUUCAUGGCCACCAGUGACCUGAUGUCGGAGCUGCAGAAGGACUCCAUCCAGCUGGAUGAGGACAGCGAGCGCAAGGUGGUAAAGAUGCUUCUCAGGCUUCUGGAGGACAAGAACGGGGAGGUGCAGAACCUGGCGGUCAAGUGCCUGGGUCCUCUGGUGGGCAAAGUGAAGGAGUACCAGGUGGAGACCAUCGUCGAUGCCCUCUGUGCCAACAUGCGGUCAGACAAGGAGCAGCUCCGAGACAUCGCUGGCAUCGGCCUCAAGACCGUCCUGUCGGAGCUCCCCCCUGCAGCCACAGGCUCCGGCCUGGCCACCAGUGUGUGCCGGAAGAUCACAGGCCAGCUCACCAGUGCCAUCGCCCAGCAGGAGGACGUGGCUGUGCAGCUGGAAGCCCUGGACAUCCUCUCUGACAUGCUGAGCAGGCUGGGCGCCCCUCUGGGCGCCUUCCACGCCAGCCUCCUGCACUGUCUGCUACCGCAGCUGAGCAGUCCGCGCCUGGCCGUGCGCAAGCGGGCCGUUGGGGCGCUCGGCCACCUGGCGGCCGCCUGCAGCACCGACCUCUUCGUCGAGCUUGCGGACCACCUGCUGGACCGGCUGCCUGGCCCACGCGCGCCCGCCAGCCCCGCGGCGAUCCGCACCCUGAUCCAGUGCCUGGGCAGCGUUGGCCGCCAGGCAGGCCACCGCCUCGGGACCCAUCUGGACCGACUGGUGCCCCUGGUGGAGGAGUUCUGCAACCUGGAUGAUGAUGAGCUUCGAGAGUCCUGCCUCCAGGCCUUUGAGGCCUUCCUGAGGAAGUGCCCCAAGGAGAUGGGCCCCCACGUGCCCAGCGUGACCAGCCUCUGCCUCCAGUACAUAAAGCACGACCCCAACUAUAACUACGACAGUGACGGGGAAGAGGAGCAGAUGGAGACGGAGGAGAGUGAGCUCAGUGAGCAAGAGAGCGAGGACGAGUACAGCGACGACGAUGACAUGAGCUGGAAGGUGCGCCGGGCAGCGGCCAAGUGCCUGGCGGCCCUGAUCAGCUCUCGGCCCGACCUGCUGCCCAACUUCCACCGCACCCUGGCGCCCGUGCUCAUCCGCCGCUUCAGGGAACGCGAGGAGAACGUCAAGGCCGACGUGUUCGGGGCUUACAUCGUGCUGCUGCGGCAGACGCGGCCCCCAAAGGGAUGGCUGGAGGCCGCGGAGGAGCCCACGCAGUCGGGCAGCAACCUCCAGAUGCUGCGAGGACAGGUGCCUCUUGUGAUUAAGGCCCUGCAGAGGCAGCUUAAAGAUCGGAGUGUCAGGGCCCGCCAGGGUUGCUUCAGCCUCCUCACCGAGCUGGCAGGCGUCCUCCCGGGCAGCCUGGCAGAGCACAUGCCCGUGCUGGUGGCAGGCAUCGUCUUCUCGCUGGCGGACCGCUCCAGCUCCUCCACCAUCCGGAUGGAUGCCCUGGCUUUCCUGCAGGGGCUGCUGGGCACAGAGCCGGCUGAGGCCUUCCACCCCCACCUGCCCGCUCUCCUGCCACCUGUGAUGGCCUGCGUGGCUGACCCUUUCUACAAGAUCGCAGCCGAGGCCCUGCUGGUGCUCCAGGAGCUGGUGAGGGCCCUGUGGCCGCUGGAUGGGCCUCGGAUGCUGGACCCUGAACCCUACAUUGGAGAGAUGUCCGCGGCCACCCUGGCACGGCUUCGUGCCACCGACCUGGACCAGGAGGUGAAGGAGCGGGCCAUCUCCUGCAUGGGCCACCUCGUGGGCCACCUGGGUGACCGGCUCGGGGAUAACCUGGAGCCGUCACUCUUGCUCCUCCUGGACCGCCUGCGGAAUGAGAUCACCCGGCUUUCUGCCGUCAAGGCGCUGACACUGGUGGCCGUGUCCCCGCUGCGGAUCGACCUGCAGCCCAUCCUAGCCGAGGCGCUGCCCAUUCUGGCCUCGUUCCUGCGGAAGAACCAGCGGGCGCUGCGGCUGGCUACACUGGCCGCCCUGGCUGCCCUGGCGCAGAGUCAGGGCCUCGGCCUCCCGCCAUCUGCCGUGCAGGCCGUGCUGGCCGAGCUGCCCUCCCUUGUCAGUGAGAGCGACAUGCACGUUGCCCAGCUGGCUGUGGACUUCCUCGCCACUGUGACCCGCUCCCAGCCAGCCUUGUUGGCCGAGGUCAGCGGCCCUGUGCUGGCAGAGCUGCUGCGUUUGCUGCGCUCGCCCCUCCUGCCGGCCGGCGUGCUAGCGGCCGCCGAAGGCUUCCUACAGGCCCUGGUGGGGACCCGGCCGCCGUGCGUGGACUACGCCGAGCUCGUCGGCCUGCUCACGGCGCCCGUUUACGAGCAGGUGGCGGACGGUGGGCCCGGCCUGCACAAGCAGGUGUUCCACUCGCUGGCUCGGUGCGUGGCGGCCCUGGCGGUGGCCUGUCCCCAGGAGGUGGUGGGCACGGCCAACCGCCUGGUCUGUGAUGCCAGGUCGCCCAGCUCGAGCCCAGGGGUCAAGGUCCUGGCGAUCCUGUCGCUGGCCGAGGUGGGCCAGGUGGCUGGACCGGGCCCCCAGCAGGAGCUGAAGGCGGUGCUCCUGGAAGCCUUGGGCUCGCCCAGCGAGGACGUGAGGGCGGCUGCCUCCUACGCGCUGGGCCGCGUGGGCGCGGGGAACCUGCCUGACUUCCUGCCCUUCCUGCUGGGGCAGAUGGAGGCCGAGCCCCGGCGGCGGUACCUGCUGCUACACUCGCUCCGGGAGGCCCUGGGGGCCGCCCAGCCCGACAGCCUGAAGCCCUACGCCGAGGACAUCUGGGCCCUGCUGUUCCAGCGCUGCGAGGGCGCCGAGGAGGGCACCCGGGGGGUGGUGGCCGAGUGCCUCGGGAAGCUGGUCCUCGUGAACCCUCCAUUCCUCCUGCCCCGGUUCCGGAAGCAACUUGCUGCAGGUCAGCCACACACCCGCUGCACUGUCAUCACAGCCGUCAAGUUCCUCGUCUCGGACCGGCCCCACCCCAUCGACCCCAUCCUGAAGACCUUCGUUGGAGAUUUCAUGGAGAGCCUGCAGGACCCAGACCUGAAU